AUGCCUCCAUUGGAAAGGCCCCAUCAUGCCAAGCCCUUCAAACUCAGGAAAAGCUUUGACUUCAUCACAGCGACAAGAAAGCAAGAGGUAGCGGGGAUUCGCUCGAAAUUUCCAACCAAGAUUCCUGUGAUAAUUGAAAGAUAUCAAAGGGAGAAGUACUUGCCUCCGCUGGAUAAGACGAAAUUUCUUGUCCCCCAAGAACUGUCUAUGACCCAGUUUGUUACCAUAAUACGAAACCGUAUGUCUCUCAUGCCAAGUCAAGCCUUCUAUUUGCUGAUUAACAACAACGGACUUGCCAGCAUGUCGCUCACAAUGGCACAAGUUUAUAAGGACCACAAAGACGACGACGGGUUUCUGUACAUGACGUACGCUUCGCAGGAAAUGUUUGGAUGCUGUGAGGAAUGCGUGGACAUGAAGUCAGAAGCAAGAUUCACGUAG
Molecule: messenger RNA, 438 nt
Organism: Megalops cyprinoides (Indo-Pacific tarpon)
Lineage: Eukaryota; Metazoa; Chordata; Actinopteri; Elopiformes; Megalopidae
Product: microtubule-associated proteins 1A/1B light chain 3C-like
Exons: 4
Coding region: 1-438 (145 amino acids)
Biological process (GO): autophagosome assembly; autophagy of mitochondrion; macroautophagy
Cellular component (GO): autophagosome membrane; cytosol; autophagosome
Molecular function (GO): ubiquitin protein ligase binding
Source: RefSeq, a predicted model, not a curated record